CAAUCGAUUCGUCAUGGUAGAGAAGAAAAAUAGUGCACGGACCGUACUCGAGCUUUGGAUCAAUGUCCCCAGAAGGAAGGAGUAUACUCACGUGUUUCAAUUAGAACACCCAAAAAACCUAAUUCAACUCUACAUAAGACAGCCAAAGCAUUAAGCAAUUGACAUGAUAUAUUUACUCACAUUCCAGACAAAGGUCAUAAUUUGCAAGAACAUUCUACAAUCUUAAUAAGAGGGGUAGACUGAUUUGGCUUUUUUUUAGUGGAUUCUCUCUUCAUUUUUCACAAUAUAUAUCUGAACGCAUGACAUGUGUUUUCAUUUAUUAGAAAGGGACAUGAUCAUUUUAAAUUUGACUAAUCCUAAUCCAUGUUAAUAAAUAAAGACACAUGUCAUGCAUCCAUAUGUGUACUACGAGAAAUGGAGUGGAAAUCCACCGGAGAGAAGCCAAGUUUGUAAGAUGGAAAACAAAAAAAAAAAAAAAAAAAAGGAAGGCUAGGGACUCCUCUCUUCCACCUUCUUCAUCUUUCUCGCUUUGUAGGCUACAAAAAUUAAGGGCAAUUGGGACUUCCGUUCUUAUUCUUGAAAUUGUUGUAGCGAGAUCAAGUUUGUUUGUUGCCGGAAGAGCCCGAGGCGCACACAAGCAUUUUGCACAGCAUUGAAGACAGAAAAACAUGCAUGCAUGGCUUCUUGUGGGAUGCCGCCGAGCAGCUAUAUGUACAUA
Molecule: messenger RNA, 718 nt
Organism: Coffea arabica (coffee)
Lineage: Eukaryota; Viridiplantae; Streptophyta; Magnoliopsida; Gentianales; Rubiaceae
Product: small ribosomal subunit protein uS12m
Biological process (GO): translation
Cellular component (GO): small ribosomal subunit; ribosome
Molecular function (GO): structural constituent of ribosome
Source: RefSeq, a predicted model, not a curated record